This is a messenger RNA of Arabidopsis lyrata subsp. lyrata, 1275 nucleotides long. RefSeq names its product UPF0725 protein At4g28920. NCBI's taxonomy places the organism in Eukaryota, Viridiplantae, Streptophyta, Magnoliopsida, Brassicales, Brassicaceae. The record is from RefSeq and is a predicted model, not a curated record.
UCAUUAAUUUGUUGGGAUAAAUUUAUAUUUAUAGGAGGGGAGUGAGUGAAUAGUAAAACGCCAUGUGGUGAUCCCAGUCACCAAGUUCCUCCUUUAUAUAUAGAGUCUCGAAGAGCAUGUUUGCUACCUUGUUCGAACAUAUAGAUUUGAGGAAUUUCCAAAAAAAUAGGGUUCAGGUUAAACUGGGGUUUGGGGAGAAUGUCGGAGAACGAUAGUAGCGAGAGUGAUUGGGAUACAGAAAUGGACCCUGAAGAAGAAAAGGAGUAUAGACGGCAAGUUGAAGAGUCCGAUGGUUUCGAUGUUGAUUGCUUUAGAUAUGCUAUGCUUAGAUAUACAUAUGACGUCGAACUUUUUGGAAGAUUGGGACUUCACUGUUACAAUCUUCUUCACAAGGGAACCAACCUCAAACUCUUGUGCAUUCCCAAGUACAACACUCUGGACAUUGCGUUAACUUGUGGGUACUACCUAACGUUGGAGGCAAUGGACACACACAACAACUCUCCAUGCACUUUUCAAACGUACGUACGUGAGGUGGGUCAAACUUCGGAACAUGGAUACCUUGUCGUACAGACAAAUAUUGCCAGAUUAAAAGUUCCUACUGGCCCUCAUAAUACUUCUAUUGGACGUGGGUGGAUAUGGGGAUGGGAAGAGGAGGCCAUCGAUGUUUACUACAAAGGUAAACUGCCUAAGUGGUUGACAAACGAUAUGCUGGCUGCAGCCAAGGAUGAAUACUAUGUGGUGCAAGAAUCAGAAUUUCUAGAAAAUGAGUGGCUUCAUCUGUAUGCUGAGAUUGCAUUGUACUCGAACUGGAAAUGGCAUGCGAGCUCGCUGGUGAGGAGUUUUCUACCAUUAAAGAUCAAGUAUGUAAUUGUACAGACUCGGAAAAGCUGUGAAGAGUCGCCGCACCUGAAGCUCAAGGCCGACAAUGCUAUCUUCUACAUGAGUUUCAAGGGCAGUGGUGAUCAUCCGAGUGGUAAGCAUUACGAGUACCAAGCAAUAGUACGGAAAACCAUGGAUGGAAAACCGGGACACAUUCGUCUAGAAGUUGACUCUUGGGAAGGCAUACCAAGCGAUCUGAUUGGGGAGGAUAAACCGCCCUAGAGUGAACCUGAACCGGAAUGCUCAUCCUCUGCUGCUCAAUAAAAAGUUACCGUAGGGUUGACUUCAAGUCCUUUGAUGACGAUUAUUCUGUGAUUACAAGUAUCUUCUUCUUCCUCUCUUUAAAGCUUUUCUUCUACUUGUGAUUACUUGUUCUCAAUAUUCUGAUAUCAAUCA